GUGUUAUAAUGUAGCCCUCCUGGCAGAAAAUGACAUGUUUSAACACUUCAUUGCUCGUCUGGAUCCUCAGCACUUGGAGUCCAAAGUUGGGGGAGAAGGUCUGCAAUUAACACAAGGCUCCAACGUGGAUGGUGGGGGAGCUGAGAGGAGGCAGAGGCCUCAGUACAACUUAUCAGAGCCUCUCCAGCUGCUGACCUUGGAGCAAAAACUUCAUGUGGCACAGAGAGAAGCAACUGAGACACAGGCAGAUCAGGAAAAAYUUAAAGCGAACUACGAGAGAAUUCUGGACAACUACAAGUCUUUGAUAAAAGAAGCCGACUUGCGUUCAACUGAGAUCAAGAAAGCCAAAAAAGAUUUUGAACGCAGUUUCUUAAAACCUAUGAAAGGCAGUUUUCUGGAAGUAAGGGAGCCAGAGAAGGUGCUCCAGCACAUCGAAGACAAAUCAAAGGUAAAGUCGGGCUUCAGUCAGAUAAUAUCUGCACAUGCAAGAACAUUUUUUGAGCAGUUUCUGUGUUCUUAUACUUCUAUUUUUUUUCCCAAAAACAGAUGUUCCUUCUAGCAAGCAAUUUCCACCACUUAUUCACAUA
Molecule: messenger RNA, 587 nt
Organism: Poecilia reticulata (guppy)
Lineage: Eukaryota; Metazoa; Chordata; Actinopteri; Cyprinodontiformes; Poeciliidae
Source: RefSeq, a predicted model, not a curated record